UCGGCUCGGCCUGGCCCGGCCCGGCUUCCUGCUCUGAAGGAAGCCUGACAGUGUGGUGUGCGGGCGCGGUGGGGGAGAGGCGGUUGGGCCCUGGCUGUGGAGCCGCAGGGGGAAGGGCAGGCGCGGGCACUGCCCAGCCUUGGCAGGGCGCAGCCCGGCCUCCCCGGCGCGGCAGCCCGUGUUGGGGACAGGCCGCAGGGCCUGCCCCCUCACACCUCUCCCUGAAACCGACACAGGCCGGCCUGUGCGCAGUGUUUGGUCAGGAGCGGUCCCCGAUCCGAAGGCAGCCCAAAUUUUGGAGCCCAGUGCUUUUAGGUGGGCUGGGUAAGCUGUAGCAGUACGCUACAGUUCAUGCUUUGCUGUACUUACAUAGAUUUGAAUAUUCCUUUUUAAAUAUAAGCGUGUUCUGUUAGGGGAGCUGUCUAGACGAAAUUGUUGAAGACAGCUUGUGAUCAGCUUGCAGAACUUAGAAAUUUCUGCAUGAGGAAUAAUCUUUUGAAAGGUUUGUUACUAGAAAUGUGUCACAGAAAUGUUGCAUUUAGACUUUUAGCACAUUUCUAGUAAAAAUGCAGUACAUGUUUGGUUGAUGUGUUCUGUCGGCAGGUGACAGUAGUUGAAAAGCACCUGUUUUUGCCAAGUGGUAGCUAGCUGCCAGUAACGAGUUCUCAAAUCUGUUACAGGUUCAUAGGUUUUUGUUUUAUUUUUUCAAAGUGUUUUGCAGAUUCUAAGCUUAGUCCAAGCUUCAGAGUUUAUUUCAAAGCUGUCCUUCAUUAGACGAAUUGGCAAUCCUUAAAGCUUCAGAAGUAUGUUUGGCUGCUGCUGAGAGCAGUUUUGUCUAAUGUGUACUUGGAAAUAAAGCUGUUUAUGUACGCUCAAGUCUUGCAAAUUGCCAUACGAUUUGGUAUCUGGACAAGAGUCUUGUUCUGGCUUUACAUGCAUGGAGCGUAAUUGACUGAUAGAUUUAUACCUAGUAGCUGUUGGAAGAGCAGAAUCAGAUACCAUUUACAUAGCAAUGCAAAAUAUUAUUAAAAAUAUCUGAAAAGCAAAACAAUGCCGUGCUUGUAAUGUGGAUAUAUACUAUUUGGAGUGUCCUGGUUAUGUGAAAGAAAUGAAAGAACUCAAGCUCAUCAUUAUAGCUCACCAUAAAAAAUUAUGGAUGAAAGAGAAGAUUUGGUUGAAGAUCUGCUCACUGAAUAUGCCAUACAGCUUAGCAUUCAAGAAUCAAAUGGGGCCAAACCACCAGUGUCUUCCAGCUAUAAUGACAGUUUUGUACCACCUAGUGAGGAAAAUAGGAAAAUUGUAGCAUCCAUAAAGCAAGGUCAAGUAUUUGGGCUCCAAGAACUUGUGAAACAGAAAUACGCUUUGGAUGAAGCUGAUGAAAGAGGGUGGUUUCCACUGCAUGAGGCUGCAGCCCAGCCAAUUCAGCAAAUACUUGAAGUCAUUUUAGAUGCAUCUUAUAAAACAAUGUGGGAGUACAAAACAUGUGAUGGAGAAACGCCAUUAACUUUGGCAGCAAAAGCUGGCUUUGUGGAAAAUGUACGAACGUUGCUGGAAAAGGGUGUUUGGCCCAAUACCACAAAUGACAAAGGAGAAACUCCACUUCUGAUCGCUAUAAGAAGGGGCUCUUUUGAAAUGGUAUCCACUCUGAUUAAACACAACUGUAGUAUCCACCAGCCGUGUGUAAAACGUUGGUCAGCAAUGCAUGAAGCUGCAAAACAAGGACGAAAAGACAUCGCUGCUCUUCUUCUGAAGAAUGGUGGAAAUGUGAACCUUAAGGAUGGAUAUGGAGUAACACCAUUAGGUGUUGCUGCUGAAUAUGGUCACUGUGAUGUGCUGGAGCAUCUUAUUCAUAAAGGUGGAGAUGUCCAGGCCUUAGCAGAUGAUGGUGCGUCAGUACUGUUUGAAGCAGCCGGAGGAGGGAAUCCAGACUGCAUAGCUCUUCUUUUGGAAUAUGGAGGAAGUGGCAAUGUGCCUAAUAAGGCAGGACUGCUUCCCAUACACAAAGCAGCUUAUGAGGGGCAUUACCUGGCCCUGAAGUAUCUCAUUCCAGUCACAUCCCAAACUGCAGUCCAGAAAAGUGGGUUAAGCCCUGUACACUCAGCAGCAGAUGGCCAGAACUCGCAGUGUCUAGAGCUCCUCAUUGAGAGUGGUUUUGAUGUCAAUACUCUCUUGGCUGAACACAUUUCAGAUAGUUAUGAUGAUGAAAGGAAGACCGCACUUUAUUUUGCUGUUUCUAACAAUGAUGUUCUUUGCACUGAAAUAUUACUCAAAGCAGGGGCAAAUCCAAACAAGGACCCUUUAAACUGUCUUCUUGUGGCAGUGAGAGCUGGCAACCAUGAAAUUGUAAGGCUGCUCCUAUCUUACGGAGCAAAUGUCAAUUGCUACUUUAUGUUGGUUAAUGACACGCAUUUCCCUAGUGCCAUUCAGUAUGCUUUGAAUGAUGAGGUGAUGCUGAGGCUGUUGCUCAAUCACGGAUAUAGUGUGGAGAUGUGUUUUGACUGUAUGCAUCAAGAUAUCUUUGGAAAUUCUUUUGUGUGGUCAACUCCAGAGGAAGAGAUUCUCCCCGGAUGGACUUCUUCUGUAAUAAAGGAUAAUCCUUUCUGUGACUUUAUUGCUGUUCCUUGGUUGAAACAUUUAGCGGGAAAAGUGGUUCGUAUUUUUAUAGAUUACAUGGAUUAUGUUCCUCUGUGCACAAAAAUUAAGUUUGUCUUAGAAACACAGAAAGAAUGGACAGAGAUACGUCAGAUUUUGGAUAAUCCUCGCCCUUUGAAACAUCUUUGUCGUCUGAAAAUACGUAAACUCUUGGGGUUAAGGAGACUCCAGAAACUGUCAUCCAUGAAGAAGUUUCCACUUCCACCAGUUCUCAAGAACUAUAUCCUAUACAAAGAAUAUGAUCUGUAUGGAAAAGGGAUAAAUCUAGAAUAGUUUUUUAAAAUAAUUGCAUAUAGUCUGUAAUGUGAUGCAUUUCCUCACUAUUUUUUACUAGCUAAAGACCUGCUUAGUGUUUCAUACGCAUUCACAACAUUCUGAUACUUGUUAAUAGUUCUUGUAUGGGAACAAAUUUUUCUUCAAAGCUAGUACAUUACAGCUCAUUUUUUCACACAACAUUGUAUUAUCCAAAUACAGGCUAAAAUCAGAAUAAGGAUGCUGUAAUAAUUAUGUAGAACAGUGCAUUCUAAAUGGGAAUUCGGAUGAAUAAAGGAUAAAAGAAAAAUUUUCAUGAUGGGACUUCACAAUGAAGAAGGUAAUUGCUGCUCUCAGUUUGUGGCAGUAGUUUAUCUGUAAAAGAAAAUAAAUGUCUAAAUUACCUUGGCAAAGAAAAAA
Molecule: messenger RNA, 3324 nt
Organism: Falco peregrinus (peregrine falcon)
Lineage: Eukaryota; Metazoa; Chordata; Aves; Falconiformes; Falconidae
Gene: ASB15
Product: ankyrin repeat and SOCS box containing 15
Exons: 11
Coding region: 1153-2925 (590 amino acids)
Biological process (GO): intracellular signal transduction
Cellular component (GO): cytoplasm
Molecular function (GO): protein binding
Source: RefSeq, a predicted model, not a curated record